UAUGAAUUUUAAGUUUUACUUAAAAUAUUUUAUGUAAAUUGGAAUGCUCUGCGUGUAAGAGUUAUCGCGCUUGCCAUAUCGUUGGAAAGUUUUUGCCGUGUCCAAAUUAGGAGAGGCAGAUGCAAGCGAUUCUUGGAAAUGAAAACAUUUAGUAAACGCGCAAUGAAAAUCGUGCGCGGUAAAAAUCAGGACCAGGUCGUUCAGAUAGCGUCACCUUUCAGUUUCUUUUAGGACGCUGUGAAAAGUACAAGUGUGCGAGAUAGCUUCAAAUUAUUUUAAGAUCAAUGCAGAUAAAUCAUCGGUAGAGAUAAUAUAUUUGGUAAAAUAUUGCAAAAUGUAAAUUGCUAGUAUUUCUCUUUGUCGGUUGUCAUUUAUUUAGUAUAACAUCCAUGAACAUCUUGAACACUUAAGAGAGUGGUCAUGCUUUAUCGUCGUACAUUGCUUUAAAGAUCGAAAAACUGUGAUGUUGUUACAGUCAUAUCAGAGAUUUUUCCCUAUUAAUGUCCGAAAAUAAUUUGGCAAUGUCAUCUUUCUUUUAAUUACCAAAUUUUUUUUACAAAGAAAAAAUUCAGCAAACAAAACAAAUAUUUUGCAAUACAUUAAUUCUCAAAUUCUGACGUUCAAGGAACAAUGAUUGAUCAAAAAGAGAAGGAAAUGGGAAAAAAUAGUUAAGUUUAAAAUCCUUUAAAUAGGGAAAUCAACACGCUAAAAUGGAUAUUUUUUGAUAUUUAAAUGAGAAUUGUAAUUUUUUAUGUAGAAACUUAUGUUGCCUUUUAAAGUUUGUUUUCAUUUCUAUAUAUAGGCACACAUGUAUAUGUGUAUUACCCUCUUCAGUCAUAAUUUUAACUGCAAGGAUGGAUUUACAAAUGCAUUUCAAAUUAUUUGACGGACUUAAACCGAUUACAAUUUUUCAGAUAAAGUCGUUUAUCAUUUUGUAUGUUACCUUUCUUGUCAUAAUAGAGGGCUGUCAAACGGAGCAUAAGGGAGGAAUUUGCACAUGUCAUGGGUAUUUUUUCGACGAGAAAGCAAAUAUUUGCAAAGAAUGUCUGGCUGGAUAUUUUGGUCGGAAUUGCUUACGUAGGUGUCGGUAUCCGGGGUAUGGAGAACAAUGUCAAGGGGAAUGCUUAUGUACCACAGAAUAUUGCGAUUAUCGGAGUGGUUGUGUCAACAUCAUAGAAAAUAAAACAUAUAUCAGAGCAUGGGAUUUCUCUCGCAAAACCGGAAGUCGAAUUUCUAUUUCCAUGUUUAUAAAAAUCUUUAUAAUAAUAACAGCAGGAAUUAUAUUCCUUUUCUUGCUAAUUUUAACAAGAAUGAUGAUAAUUCAUCGAAAAACAAAGAAUACUUUGACGAAGGCAAAUAUUUCCAACACCAUUGAAGGGAAUGAUCGAAAUACAAUGGAUGAUGAUGUGAUUUCUCUGCAAGUACAUGGACGUAACAAGAAAAGAAAUAAAGGCACUGGUACCAACAAUACAGGGGUGUUUAAAAUAAUGCAAACAGAUACUGUAAAGACACACUCGUAUUCAACUUUUGCAAGCAUUAGAAAUGAAAUGUUGGGUGAUUAUGCUUUUCAAGAUUAUAGACGUUAUUAAAACUAAUUUCUGUCUGUACAUGUAUCAUUAAAUUCUAUUCAAUGUUAUAUGAUGA
Molecule: messenger RNA, 1644 nt
Organism: Saccostrea cuccullata (small rock oyster)
Lineage: Eukaryota; Metazoa; Mollusca; Bivalvia; Ostreida; Ostreidae
Exons: 4
Coding region: 855-1589 (244 amino acids)
Source: RefSeq, a predicted model, not a curated record